Messenger RNA from Gracilinanus agilis (Agile Gracile Mouse Opossum), 924 nucleotides. RefSeq names its product vomeronasal type-1 receptor 1-like. The coding region runs from base 1 to 924 and encodes 307 amino acids. Lineage: Eukaryota; Metazoa; Chordata; Mammalia; Didelphimorphia; Didelphidae. The record is from RefSeq and is a predicted model, not a curated record. Gene Ontology annotation, cellular component: membrane. Gene Ontology annotation, molecular function: pheromone receptor activity. Gene Ontology annotation, biological process: G protein-coupled receptor signaling pathway. The transcript has a single exon.
AUGAAGCUCAGUGAUUUGUUGUUGGCCAUUGUCUUAGUCUCACAGAUUGGAAUUGGGCUUCUAGGGAAUUCCUUCCUACUGUGCCUUUAUAUCUGUACUUUCCUCUGUGGUCAUGGACUAAGGCCCAUAGACUCCAUUUUUGUCAAUUUGACUUUGGCCAAUUUGAAUGUACUUCUGUCCAGGAGUCUCCCUCAGUCAAUGUUCUAUUGGGGCUUGAAAAAUUUCCUAGAACCUCUUUGGUGUAAACUUAUCCAUUACCAUAAAAAUGUGUCCAGGAGUGUUUCCCUCAGCACUACUUGCCUCCUAAGCACUUUUCAGGUCAUCACUAUCAGUCCCAGCAACUCCAGAUGGAGUGAAUUCAAAGUCCAAGCUUCAAAGUACAUUGCCUCUUCUUGUCUCUUCUGCUGGUGCUUCUACCUGUUGAUAAAUUUCACUAUGCUUGGGAUCAUGCAUAACUCGAGGUUUAUGAGUAACAACACAAGAUGGUGGCAUCUGGGAUAUUGUUCAGUUGCAGGUCCUGCCUCAUUUACUAUCUUAUUUUAUAUAAUUAUCUUCUCUCUUCCUGAUGUCAUUUGCAUAGGAUUCAUGAUAUGGACCAGUGCCUACCUAAUAUUUCUUCUGCAUAGCCACCAUCAACAUGUCCAACAUAUUCAUAGUCUCCACAUUUCUAUGAGAAAUUUCCCUGAGAUAAGAGCCACACAUGCCAUCCUUUUACUUGUGUGCACAUAUGUCUCCUUCUAUUCCAUUGAUUCCAUCUUGACAGUUUUUUCUUUUCAAUUUGCUAAAUAUGGAACCUUUCUCCUACCCACUUCACAGUUCAUGGCUGCAUGUUUCCCAACUAUUAGUCCCUAUGUCCUGAUAUCCUAUGAUUCCCAACUCCGCAAAUAUUGUUAUCGCCUAAGGUGCAAGAAAAGUUUUCAAUGA